Messenger RNA from Aspergillus nidulans FGSC A4, 1875 nucleotides. Its product is annotated as flavin-containing monooxygenase. The record is from RefSeq and is a predicted model, not a curated record. Lineage: Eukaryota; Fungi; Ascomycota; Eurotiomycetes; Eurotiales; Aspergillaceae. Gene Ontology annotation, molecular function: N,N-dimethylaniline monooxygenase activity; NADP binding; flavin adenine dinucleotide binding. The transcript has 3 exons. The coding region runs from base 1 to 1875 and encodes 624 amino acids.
AUGAACUACGAAAAGACAGCUGCAUUUCAAGUGAAGAUGCCUUUUUCUCACGAUGAACACAAUGUCCUUCCCAAAACGCCUGGGCUCUCUCCCACCGGUUCGAGCCCUUAUGACAUCGCGCAGCAAUGGACAACCCAGGUGGAUGCACAGUUGAGAAGCGACGCGCCCGAUCUCUCUUGUCUCCUUCACCAGGAUUCAUGGUGGCGAGACAUGCUUGCUUUUGACUGGGACUUGCACACGGUUCGAGGGCGUGAUAAGAUCCGUGACUAUAUUAUUAGCCACCAGCCCCGGGCUCAUGUCAAGAGGAUUACCCUGGUGAUCCUUCCGGGACAGGAACCUAUGGCAGAAAAGCCGCAGGAGGGCACGACUUGGGUGCGGGCCAUGUUCGAUUUCGAGACGUACUGCGGUAGCGGCUCCGGAGUGGUGUACCUUACCUGCCACGCUUCCGAGUGGAAAGCUUUCGUCGUUUACACUGCCCUACAGGAGAUUAGCGGGUUUGAAGCUCGUAUUGGACGUAAACGACCAGAGGGCACUGUCGAAUCGAUGCCCGGCGGAAUCGCGCAGGGGACGUGGGUAGAACGGCGACUUAAGCAGGUAGAGUUUGCCAAGGAAGAGCCUACUGUCCUCGUUUUGGGUGCCGGUCAGUCUGGUCUAAAUAUCAGCGCGCGCCUGCAGAGUAUGGGCAUCUCAUGCCUUGCCAUUGACCAGAACAAGCGCGUGGGCGACAGCUGGAGGAAUCGCUACCGGACUCUGGUAGCGCACGAUCACGUCAAUGUCACCCAUCUGGCCUAUCUCCCAUUUCCGAAAACCUGGCCCAAGUACUCCUCCAAGGACAAGCUGGCAGACUGGUUCGAAGCGUAUGCGACGAUCAUGGAGCUGAACAUCUGGCUGGAGUCCACUGUCCAGUCGGCGGAGUACGAUGAGGGCCAGCAGUGCUGGACAGUCACCAUCCGGCGUAAGGACCAGCAGCGCGUCGUCCGGCCCUCGCAUGUUAUCUGGUGUGGUGGCCAAUUUGGAGUCGAAAAGGUGCCCAGCCUGCCAACACUUUCUGUCUUUCGGGGAACCGUCUACCACAGCAAGUACCACCGAGAUGCGGGCCUAUUAUCUCCCAGCGGAAAGAAGGUGAUUGUCGUUGGGACCGGAAACAGUGGUCACGACAUCGCGCAAGACUUUCACGAGCAUGGAGCAGAAGUCACUUUGCUCCAGCGCGGAGGGACAUAUGUACUCGGGCAGGCAGGGCUCCCGCUGCUGCCAGAAAAUGCAUUCGUUGACGAUGAGUUGCUUCCUCUCGACGUCGUCGACCUGCUCUCCGAGAGCCUGCCGUGGCCAAUCGCCUUUGAACUCCUGCGCCAGAAUACAAGGGAAAUCCUGACGGCGGACCGGGAUUUGCUUGAUGGUCUCGAGAAGUCAGGGUUCCAGCUAGACUACGGACCCAAUAGGCAGGGAAUCAUCGGCCUCUAUGUAGAGCGAGGAGGCGGAUACUACAUUGACUUUGGCUGCAGCCAGCUAAUCAUCGACGGCAAGAUACGACUCCAGCAGUGCGCAAAGGGCAUCUUUGGAUUCGAUGAGCACCAUCUGCUGCUUGGAGAUGGGAGUCGUCUAGAAGCAGACAUUGUCGUUCUUGCGACGGGAUACCAUAGCUCCCUCGAGGCAGUUCGCAAGGUGCUCGGACCGGAAGUUGCAAGACGGUGCAACAAGCAGGUGUGGGGGCUGGACGCCGCCGGGGAGUUCAACACGGUCUGGCGGCCCAGUGGCCACCCUGGCUUGUGGUUCAUGGGGGGAAAUCUGGCUCAGUCGCGAGUCUAUUCCAGGUUUGUCGCCCUGCAGGUUGCUGCUACAAAUGCCGGUCUAGUUGGUCCUCGUAAGAUAGUCUAG